AUAAGUUAUUAAGCACAACCACUGAUUGUUAUUAUAUAUUUUUGGUGAUUAAUGAGAAUGCUGAACUAAUCUUCAGGGUUGGUUCGACAUUUUGAAUAUUUUCUAAGCGAAAUGAUAACAACAAACAUAGAAGUAUGUGUCAAAUAAAAUGCGUGCUUUAAACAGCAUCAGGUUUUGAUGAGCUUCAAAAAGUGCGAUUUUGAACUUAAUUUUGGUCCCAAAUCCUCAAAAUAAAUUCCUCAAAAAAUUAAAUAAAAUACACACAACUAAACUGCUUGGAUUUCAAGUAAAGGAUAGACUAAAUAACAUGAUUGUGUGUUUAUACAUGGACAACAAUCAGGAACAAUAUGCUACGUAUGAGAGUAAACAAACUCGCCGUACGUAUAUGUGACGUAAAAUGCCAAUCUCGCUUAGCUCUAAGAUUAUAUAUAAAAUUUUGGUUUAUUGAGACAAGUGAUUCUUUGCCUUCAAUAGCACAUUAUCUAAGUGUACAUUAAUAAUUGAAGCAGAAAAUUCUUUAGCCACCGAAAGAGUUUGCUAGAAGUUGAAGCUACAGCAUUAAUUCGGCUUAUUAUUUUGAAGUUAAAAUCAGUUUUAACAGAUUCGUUGUUGUUACAGAGUAUACAGUAAAAUGAUAUCCUUCUGGAAUGUCUCAGCAUUGCUAUUCUGUAUUGUAACCAUUAGCAAAGGUGAUAUACUGCGACUGAAAGCUUGUAACAAGUUUUAUGCUCUUUUCGAUGUGGUAUACGAGAAUUCUUUGCUGUCGAACACAGUCUAUUCCUUAGUUGAAAAUAUCAGUCUUCAUCGCUCCUUGAUAAUGUGCAUACAAUAUCCAAAAUGUAAAUCAUUCAGCUACAUGAGUUAUUAUUCACAAUGCAGAAUGCAUCACUCUAGCAGCGUUGACAAUGGCACAGCUUUAGAGGAGGUGAUUGGGUGGGUGCAUUACGAAACAUCAAAAUUUGACCAUAACUUGGGUCCGAUCUGUUAUAAAAAGAAGCCAUGUCAGUUUGGAAGAUGUGUGGACACGUGUGACAGCAAAGGCUACAAAUGUAUUGAAUGCAAAGGGAGUUGGACUCUGUUAAAGCGCAACGCUUGCUUUGGAGCACGUGCAAACAUGUUUGCGACAUUCACAGUACCUAAUGAUGCAGUGAUCACCGAUAUGAAAGUAGUGCAUGUUGGUGGACCAGGCGUAACCUGUUAUACUGGUGCAAUACCCACAAAGUGGGGAUGCGACGGAACGAACCAUUACGUCGUAGAAAAUAUAGGCGUGGUAAUUACAGAUGAUCAAGACAACACACUCUACCCCUCCAUGGCGCAUCAUGUAAAUUACGGUUACUUUACCAUACCAGGGUACAACGCCAACUCCCCCUUUCUUGUUUUCAGUGAAGCAAGUCACACUGUUUAUAAAGGACAAGAGCUUCGAUUACAGUAUGGUGAAGUUGUUUACGAUGGAAACUUGAGUAACAACGGUGGUGAGUCAUGUGCUGAUAUUUACGCAAUCAUGUGUGACAAAUAGAUAAAUAAUGCACGUGUAAUAGAUGAAUUCCAGCGUGACGUUAUAUGUUUACAUUUCAGCGGUAAACUCUUUAGCUCUGACAUUUGCGUGGUAGGAAAAAAGAUGGUAGGAUUUGAUGAAGAGAGGUCUUUGGAUUUCUUCUGACGGAAAAAUCUAUUGAGGUUUUAAACUAUUGUCGAGUUUAGAUUGAUGCCUUUUGAUUUAUUUGCAUUCAUUUAAAGCCGUAACAAUACCUUCAUGUAACAAAAUAGACUGAAAAUUACUUUGCUUCACCUAGCACCCCCAUCUUUUUUAUUUUAUUGCGACGCAGAUACCAGAGCGGAAAGAGCUUACCGCUGAAAAUGUAAUCAAAGAAAUUCAUCAAAAUUAAUUAACAUUAAGAUGUAGCUACCUACUUUGAUUGGUCAAGAGAUGGACAAAUGUCACAGAAUCAACCUUUACAACGUUAAGUAGAAAUGAGUGACUUUUUUUCUGGAUUUAGCGCACACACUUUUUUUGCUUUUUAUUCUUUAUCUAUUUUCUAUUUCUAAUUUUUUAGUUAUUCUGGUAUUUUGGUUAUUUUGGUAUAACUGAGAAACUUAAUAGAAACUGAGAAAUAUUUAUUAGAUAAAUCAAUCGCCAUUGCCUUAGCAAGGGAAGGCUAGGUUCUCCGAUUGUAUAAGCAUUUCCUUAUCAAUUUCUGCUAAACCAACUCUAUCAAGCGCGAGUCCGAGUUUCCAUAUUUUUCAACCUCCACCAAGUUACCAAGAUUUUCCUAUUUCCAAAUCUCGUUUAGACAUAUUGAACCAUACGAUAAUCUCUGAGCCUCCACAGUGAGCCUUCUUAUGCUUGGGUUUUAUAUUAUAGAAUUUUUUUUUUUUUUAUAUAUAUAUAUAUAUAGUUAUCACAAAAAAAAAAAAAAAAAAAAAAAAAAAAAAAAAUCCUUAUUAUGCAAUAAGUGCUGGCUGCUACGGUUUCAAUGAGCUGUUUAUUUCAACACAGCCAACGUUUUAUCUCUAACGAAGUCUUUCAGAGUCGAAGGAGACCUUCCGCCGAUAUACAACUAUAGCCUAUGCCUUUCCUCUAUUUAAUCUAUCAACAACCAUUUAACAAAACCUAAAUCUACAACUCUUAUUGAAACCUAGAUCUC
This is a messenger RNA of Hydractinia symbiolongicarpus, 2645 nucleotides long. RefSeq lists its product as uncharacterized. The record is from RefSeq and is a predicted model, not a curated record. Lineage: Eukaryota; Metazoa; Cnidaria; Hydrozoa; Anthoathecata; Hydractiniidae. Bases 632 to 1516 code for a protein of 294 amino acids. The transcript is spliced from 3 exons.